Molecule: messenger RNA, 1674 nt
Organism: Lolium rigidum
Lineage: Eukaryota; Viridiplantae; Streptophyta; Magnoliopsida; Poales; Poaceae
Product: protein RETICULATA-RELATED 1, chloroplastic-like
Biological process (GO): plant organ development
Cellular component (GO): chloroplast inner membrane
Source: RefSeq, a predicted model, not a curated record
CCGGCCACGGCCCCGCCGGAGAUGAAGGGCGGGCGGCGCGGCACGUUCGGGGCCGUCACCAUCGAGAAGUCCAAGCUCGACCUCUCCCAGAAGAAGCUCAAAGGCGUCCAGCCCGAGCUGGCAACCGGCAGUGGUGGUGGAGACAAUGGGAGACGAAUUGGCUAUGGUGGUGGUAAUAGUGGAGAUGAUGAUGGUGAUGAUGAUGAUUACUUUGAAGACUCUGAAGAUGGAGAUGAAGAAGGUGGAUUUUUCAGAAGACGUAUUAUUAUACAAGAGCUUUUUAAAAGAGAGUUUGUUGAUGCUGUUCUUCAAGAGUGGUACAAAACGAUGAGUAAUUUGCCUGCUGGCUUGCGUCAAGCUCACGAAAUGGGUUUGGUCAGCUCUGCUCAGAUGGUCCAAUAUCUAUCAAAUUUUGGAAGGCCUACAAAGGCUAGAUAUUUCUCUCGAGCUUUUCCAGGCUUCUUCUCAAGUGGCCUUGUUGGAAGAAUGCUUGCAGAUCCAUCUUUCCUGCACAAGAUGACCUUUGAGUUGCUAGCUACAGUCAGUUCUUCUGUUUGGUGGGAGAUGAAGAAUCGCAAGGAGAGGUUCCAACAAGAAUGGGAUUUGGUGCUGCUCAAUGUAUUUUCUGCUACAGUUUGCAAUUUAGCAGUUUUCUGUUCACUUGCGCCAUGCCGUUCAUAUAUGAUCCAGAAACUUCCCAACAAUAUAUUCGAGAAGAGCUAUCCUAUGAGACAGUUUGAUCUUCUAACAAGAACCCAGUCCUUAUUUAGCAAGGCUGCUGAGCUUUGCCUAGGUGGGCUAAUUGUUGGCUCCAUUCAAGGUGGUCUAUCCAAUGUCCUUUCUGCUGGAAGAGAAAGAAGGUUAUCGAUGACUGUUCCUUCUAUCAGCAACAAUGCUCUUAGUUAUGGAGCUUUCUACGGGCUUUAUGCAAAUCUGCGGUAUCAAAUGUUAUGUGGUCUUGAAAGAUCAAUGGCUGACCGUUUUGAUGUUCUUGGUGUUACAAUCUUCUUCAGCACAGCAAUAAGAUUGAUGAACAUUCAAAUCGGGGAGGUAUCAAGACGUGCCUGGCUUGGUGAGGGAGCAGAUGUGCUAAACUCGGAUAAUCUGUUGAGAGCUUACAACGGACCAGCAGCGGAGCUUGCCAUUGAUGAACAACAGCCAGGGUGGUUUAUUUCCAAGAAUGCAAUUGUAUCUGGCUUAAAUCUUCUAGGUGUCACGCAUGGUUUACAUGAAGAGGUCACUCCAAAGCGUCGACGGAAGAGACUCGUCCAAAAGAAGUAGGGUGGACCAGGGAAUUUUUUAACUGCUCUUUCAAUGGAAGCUGAGUUCGCUCGUUCUGAUACCCAUGCUGGAACAUUUUCCUUCCGUUCCACUAUGCCUUGUGUUCCCUAUCGAAGUAGGAUGGCUGAGGAAAAUUUGUAACUGGUAUUACGGUUGCAAUUUGAGGCAAGCAAGAUAUGGAGGCUUGCAAUGUUUUGCUCUUGAGGCGAUUCAUCUGGUAGCCUGUAGGCCUUUACGUUUUCGUUUGUGAUGUUUUGAGCACAGAUUACACCUCCAAAGUUCUAACUGUUAUGUCGAGACUAAAGAUCCUGCCACAGCGCUGGUAAAUAUCAGAGGAUGUCAUAGAUAUAUUUAUUUAUUCAGAUUGUGUUCUAUGUUUUGAGUUCCUAGAAA